This is a messenger RNA of Colletotrichum paranaense, 1068 nucleotides long. Its product is annotated as amidohydrolase. NCBI's taxonomy places the organism in Eukaryota, Fungi, Ascomycota, Sordariomycetes, Glomerellales, Glomerellaceae. The record is from RefSeq and is a predicted model, not a curated record. The coding region runs from base 1 to 1068 and encodes 355 amino acids. Gene Ontology annotation, molecular function: hydrolase activity. The transcript has 2 exons.
AUGGCCGCCGACUACCCCAUCAUCGACUCCCACAUCCACCUCUACCCAGAGCAAGAAAUCGAGACCCUCGCCUGGGCGACCCCCGAAAACCCCCUUGCGAAGCAGCACUCGGUCGAAGACUACGUCGCCGCCACCGGCUCCCCCGCAAACCUCAAAGGCUUCAUCUUCCUCGAAACAGACCGCAAACACGACCUCGAAGCCGGCGCCCGCGAUGCGUCCGGCUGGGAGUUCCCCCUGAUGGAGGUCUCCUGGCUCCGCCGCAUCGCCGAGGGCAAACCGCGCGACGGCGAGGGUCACGGCCCCGACCACGCCAGCCUCUGUCUGGGCAUCGUCCCCUGGGCCCCUCUACCCUCCGGCGCCGCCGCCAUGGAGAAGUACCUCGACCACGUCAAGACUGUUGCGGGCGACGCCGUCUGGCCGAAGAUUCGCGGGUUCCGGUAUCUGUUGCAGGAUAAGCCGCACGGCGCGGGGUUGACGGACGAUUUCAUCGACAGCUUGAAGCUUCUGGGCAAGAGGGGUUUCGUCUUUGAUAUGGGCGUCGACCAGCACCGCCGCGGCAACAAGCAGCUCGACGAGGCGUUGGAGAUUAUCUCGCGCGCUCACGAGGGUGUUCCGGAGGAGGAGAAGGUCACCUUUGUCAUCAGUCGGUCCUCCCCCUUCCCUGUCUCUAACCACCUCUGCAAACCCGACCUCGGCAUCAUAAACACAACAGACCCCUCCUUCGUCCACUGGCGCACCGCAAUCUACGCCCUCUCCAAAUGCUCCAACACCUACAUGAAGCUCUCGGGCGGCUUCUCCGAGAUGCCCGACUCCCUCAAGAAGCAGGACCCCAACGCAAUCUUCGAGGCAAUCUUCCCCUGGCUCGGCGUCGUCCUCGCCACCUUUGGCACCCGCCGCACAAUGUUCGGCUCCGACUGGCCCGUCUGCACCGUCGGCGUCGACGAAGCCUGGCGCAAGUGGAAGCUGCUUGUCGAGCGCACCUGCUACAUGGCUACCCUCGAGCCAGAGGACCAGGCGGCCCUGUUUGGCGGUACCGCGAUCAAGGCGUAUGGUAUUGAAGGGCUUUGA